This is a messenger RNA of Eucalyptus grandis, 1221 nucleotides long. Its product is annotated as receptor-like protein EIX1. The coding region runs from base 1 to 1221 and encodes 406 amino acids. Gene Ontology annotation, molecular function: protein binding. The record is from RefSeq and is a predicted model, not a curated record. The transcript has a single exon. NCBI's taxonomy places the organism in Eukaryota, Viridiplantae, Streptophyta, Magnoliopsida, Myrtales, Myrtaceae.
AUGGAGUUGUUUGAUUUAAAUCUUGCCAAUAAUAAGUUAUCUGGCAGUAUUCCAGACUGUUGGAAGGGUUCUUUAUCAUUCUUGACCUUGUCAUUCAAUAAGUUGUCCGGAGUAAUUCCUAGCUCACUUGGAUCAUUGCCCUACCUUGUCACCCUUCACUUGAACGGAAACCACCUCAAUGGGGAGCUUCCUCAAGCUUUAGAUUAUUGCACAGAUCUAGUAAUUUUAGACCUUGGAGAGAAUAACUUCUCUGGAAGCAUUCCGACAUGGUUUGACGAAAGCUUUUCGUCCUUGUUGAUCCUGAGGCUACGAGAGAAUAGGUUUGUUGGCAGCAUCCCUACGCAACUCUGCUCACUAUCAAACUUGAAAAUAUUAGACAUGGCAGUGAACAAUUUGACGGGAACAAUCCCACAUUGUCUUGGCAAUAUGAGUAGCAUGAUCAACUUGAAUCAGGGCAAUCCAUCUGGAUCUGUGGCCAUUACUCCCAUACAAGAUAUAAUUUCCUCCACAUUUGGAGUUGUUGAUCCAAAUUGGGAUCGAGAGCACGUGGUUGAGAUCUUGAAGGGGAGAUAUAAUGAGUACACCAAAAUUGAUCUGCAGCUUGUGGUCAAUUUGGAUCUCUCCAGCAACUUUUUAAGUGGGUCGAUCCCCGAAGAACUUUCUUUCCUCUCAGGAUUGCAUGGCUUGAACUUGUCUCACAACCAUCUUUAUGGAAAUAUUCCUAUUGGCAUUGGGAAUAUGAUGUCGCUUGAGUCUCUUGAUCUUUCAAACAACCAUCUCUCGGGGAUAAUUCCACAGGGCAUUUCAGCUUUAAUAUUCCUAGCCCAUCUCAACCUGUCGCAAAACAACCUUACAGGGCAUAUUCCAAAAGGGAAUCAAAUCCAAACACUAGACGAUCCUUCCAUUUAUGCCGGCAAUCCUCUGCUCUGUGGUGAUCUUUUAAGAAAUAAAUGCCUUGGCGCUGAGACGCCUCAACCACAGAAAAUCCUUCACCCUGAAGAUACACAUGAAGAGGAUAAGCUUGAUAGAGCGUUGUUCUAUGCGGUCAUAAUGCUUGGAUUUGCAAUUGGGUUAUGGGGCUUUUUUGGAGUUUUGCUAUUCAAGAAGGAUUGGAGACGUGCAUAUUUCAACUAUGCAGAUCAAGUAGCAGACAAGGCAUAUGUGGCUAUAGUAAUGAAGGUAGCCAAGUUGAAGAGACUGAGAAUGUCAAGAAGCGCGUAA